Macrobrachium nipponense is the source of this 741-nucleotide messenger RNA. Its product is annotated as DNA ligase 4-like. Lineage: Eukaryota; Metazoa; Arthropoda; Malacostraca; Decapoda; Palaemonidae. Gene Ontology annotation, molecular function: DNA ligase (ATP) activity; ATP binding; DNA binding. Bases 1 to 741 code for a protein of 246 amino acids. Gene Ontology annotation, biological process: nucleotide-excision repair, DNA gap filling; double-strand break repair via nonhomologous end joining; DNA recombination. The record is from RefSeq and is a predicted model, not a curated record. Gene Ontology annotation, cellular component: DNA ligase IV complex; DNA-dependent protein kinase-DNA ligase 4 complex. The transcript is spliced from 8 exons.
AUGGGACCACAGGGUGACACAUGGAAUGUUAAGAAUUUGCGUGAAGAUGGAGAUUAUCAAGUUUUGACCAAUCAGCCAUUAUCAGAGAGAUUAAGCAAACUGAAGGGUGUGAUCACUCCCCAUGAGGGCCGUGUAAUUAUAUCCCCAAGGACUACAGUACAGUCAAAAGAGGAUGUUAUUAAAAUUCUGAAUGAAGCAAUUGACAAUCGAGAAGAGGGUGUUGUCUUAAAGGACCCAGAUUCUGUUUAUCGUCCAGCUUCUCGUAAGGCAGGAUGGAUUAAAGUGAAGCCUGAGUAUGUUGACUCACUUGUGCCAGAGCUGGAUUUAUUGAUUAUUGGUGCAUAUUAUGGAAAGGGAAGAAGACAAGGUGUCUUGUCUCAUUUCUUGUUGGCAGUUGCUGUUGAAACAGAGCCAGGUGGAAAGCCACGAGAGUUUCAUUCGAUUUGCCGUGUUGGAUCAGGUUACACAGUUGCUGAACUAAGUGACCUUGUUGACAAACUUACUCCUCAUACAAGUAGACAGCAGCCUUCAGGAGUUAUUGUCUCCAGAGAAAAACCAGAUAUCUGGAUAAAUCCUGUUAAGUCUUGCGUUGUUCAGGUUAGAGCUGCAGAAGUGGUGAAGAGUCUCCUAUAUCAGACUGGUGUAACUUUAAGAUUUCCCCGAGUGGAGAAAGUUCGUUAUGACAAACCUUGGUAUGAUAUACUGACGACAAAGGAACUAAAUGAAUUGGAACAGUCAUAG